This is a messenger RNA of Bombus huntii, 860 nucleotides long. RefSeq lists its product as uncharacterized. Bases 170 to 808 code for a protein of 212 amino acids. The record is from RefSeq and is a predicted model, not a curated record. Lineage: Eukaryota; Metazoa; Arthropoda; Insecta; Hymenoptera; Apidae. The transcript has 2 exons.
UUUUUAAUUUACAUGUGCUUCUAAGUUAAUAGAACUAAACACAUGUGUAUGUAUUAAUUGCUAUAUACGUCAUAAUUUCAACCAUAAUAUUAAAUUAUGGUAUGUAUUAUUAAAAAGUAUAGUUUAAUGUAUAUAUUAAAUAUAUAUCAUUUAUUCGUAGAUUUCAAAUAUGGAUACUGGAUCAAAGAAGGAGAUUAAAGAAAUGAUUACCAAAGAUAUAUCGAAUAUACAUAAUUAUUCCUUGGAUGUUAAAAAAUAUAUUAACAACCAGCUUGAAGACACUCUGGAUUAUUUACAUGGUUUAAUUGCUGAAAUACCACAAUCAGUCCCUGGCCCUUCAACUACAAAGAGGCCGAAAGUUUUGAAGAAAAAAGGUUAUCGCCGUAAAGAGACUAUCCCAGAAAAUGAUAUUAUCAAUACUGAUAAUACAGUAACAGAUUCAGCAGUACAUGAUAAAACAGAAAAUAAAGAUGUAAAAACUGGGGAUGUGCUGGAAACAACAAUUGACCGAACAAAAAGAAAGGCUGCAAUAAAAGCUGCAAUUAAUAUUAAAAAGCAGCAGUCAAUGUCACUUGUUACAAAAUUACGAAGGCUAACUCUUGAUGAUGACAGUAAUAGGAAACGUGGAGGCCGACCUAAAAAAAAGGAAAGUGCUAGAAGUAGUUCAGAUGAAAAAAACACAAAAGGUCCUACAAAACAUAGUAAAACAAAAAAGAAUGUUUUAAGCGAAACAAUUUCAAAAGAAGAUGCAAUACAGCCAGAAAGGAUUGAACCAUUAAAGUCUUCAAUGACAACAAGAGAUAGAUAGACAACAAUAUAAAGAGAACUUUUUCACGGAGUGAAAACACGAAGGGUAAAUA